This is a messenger RNA of Gadus chalcogrammus (walleye pollock), 6304 nucleotides long. RefSeq names its product protocadherin gamma-A2-like. Gene Ontology annotation, biological process: homophilic cell-cell adhesion. The transcript is spliced from 5 exons. The coding region runs from base 520 to 3591 and encodes 1023 amino acids. Gene Ontology annotation, molecular function: calcium ion binding. The record is from RefSeq and is a predicted model, not a curated record. Lineage: Eukaryota; Metazoa; Chordata; Actinopteri; Gadiformes; Gadidae. Gene Ontology annotation, cellular component: plasma membrane.
GGUACUUUACAUAUCAAUGAUAGCUCAUUUCCUUUCUUCUACUACGUGGGACUUCAUGUGUCCACAUGUUUUCACGGGAUCGUGACGUUUGUUUUGUGUGUGACUUUAAUUUGUGGUAUUCGUGUGAGGACAGAGUUGUCUUCGAUGAUGAGUAGGAUAUUGUCAUAACUUCUAAAAAAGUUCACACUCUCUCUGUCGGCGGGGCCAGUUCAGCCCCGUCCUCCAAUGGGAGGCGGCCCUCUCCUGCCUGGCCCCGCCCACGAGGCAAGCCAGACGGAGAGGAGACCGGGCAGGGCAGAGUUUAGGCAGGGAAAGUAGAGCGCCUCUUAAGUUUUUGCGUUCUUCUUUUCCUUAAAUUAUUUAGGCCAUCAUGAUUACAUCUAAACUUCCAAUCGCGUUAUUUUUAAAACGGAGAUGUACACUUAUCACACGACUGAGUCGGUGAACGCGAUCAUGGAUGUAUUUCGGUGAAAGAAGAACUUUAAACUCUCGUGUUCCCCGUCCGGGGACCGCAGCACAAUGGAAUCCAGACCGAGGAAGCGCUGCGGAGGAUGGCCAGCGCUGGGGCUUUGGUUUUCCGUGGCCUGCCUCUCAUGUGCGUCCGCUCAGCUCAGCUAUACCGUUUCGGAAGAGCUAAGCCUGGGCUCCGUGGUCGGGAAUAUAGCGAAAGAACUGGGUCUCACAGCACAAGGAAUACCUCUGAGGGAAUUAACGAUUUCGGGAUCCACGGCUGAGUAUUUCAGGAUAAACCAGGCGACAGGCGAGAUAGUCAUUAACAAAAAAAUCGAUAGGGAACAAAUAUGUGAAUUAAUUUUACCGUGUUCAUUACAACUUCAACUUCUUCUCAAGAACCCGUUGGAAAUAUUUCGCAUUGACGUGGAGAUUUUGGAUGUGAAUGACAAUGCUCCGCAGUUUUCUACCAAGAACAUCUCUCUGGAGAUCUCAGAAGCGGCUGCGCCUCUCACGAGGUUCCGCCUUGAGAGCGCACACGACCCCGACGUGGGAACCAACUCUUUACGCACUUAUAUCCUCGCACCAAAUGACUGCUUUAUUUUGAAUGUUGAGACAAAAAGCGACGGCAGUAAGUUCCCUGAGCUGGUCGUAGAAAAACCUCUCGACAGAGAGAAGCAGGCCUCUUUUCGCCUGUUGCUCACAGCGGUAGAUGGGGGGCAGCCCGAGAGAUCGGGCUCAACACUAUUACUCAUUAAGAUUCUAGACGUGAAUGACAAUGCGCCCGUCUUUGAGGACGCCGUCAAGAAGGUCAGCCUGCUAGAGAAUGUAGCACCGGGCACUUUAGUAAGCAAAUUGAACGCAACAGACGCAGAUUCAGGCCAGAACGGAGAAAUAUCUUUCUUGUUUAGUAGGUAUACGCCAGAGCGCACGGCCAAGUUGUUUAGCGUGGACUCAAAAAGCGGCGAAAUUCGUGUUAACGGCGAUGUCGACUACGAGGUGUCCAGCGUGUAUCACAUCACAGUGCAGGCGAGGGAUGCUGGCUCACCUGCCAUGGAGGGGUCAUGUAACGUCAUAGUGGAAAUAAUCGACGUGAACGACAAUACACCGGAAGUGACGCUGUCAUCACUGACCAGUCCUAUUAGAGAGGACUCUAAACCUCAAACUGUGAUAGCCCUUAUCAGCGCCCAUGACCCGGACUCUGGUAAGAAUGGAGAAGUCACUUUAAACGUUCAGCCCGGGCUUCCGUUCAAGCUCAACGCCGCCUUUGGCGGGCACUACAGCCUCACCACCGACGGGAUCCUGGACCGGGAGAGCGUCUCGGAGUACACCGUGGUCAUCGUCGCCACAGACCAGGGCUCCCCGCCUCUGUCGUCCAGGACCACCUUCCUGGUGGAGCUCUCCGACGUCAACGACAACGCGCCCGUCUUCUCCCAGCCGUCCUACUCGGUGGACGUCCCGGAGAACAACGCCCUCAACGCCCCCAUCGCCGAGGUCUCGGCCACGGACCCCGACCUGGGGGACAACGCGCGGGUCUCCUACUCCAUCCUGCCCAGCGAGUUCCAGGGCCUGCCCACGUCCUCCUACGUCUACAUCAACCCCGACACGGGCCAGAUCUUCAGCAUGCGCUCGCUGGACUACGAGCUGCUCAACGCCUUCCGGGUGGAGGUGCAGGCCCGGGACAUGGGGGCGCCGGCCCGCGCGGCCAACGUCACCGUGCACGUGUUCGUGGUGGACGUCAACGACCACGCGCCAGUGCUGCUCCACCCGGCCCACCCAAAGGACACGGGGCUGCAGCUGGCCGUGCCCCAGUCCGCCAGCCCGGGCCACCUCAUCAACAAGCUGGUGGCGGUGGACCAGGACAGCGGGCACAACGCCUGGCUGUUCUACGCCAUCGCCCCCGGGCCCAACGCCGGCCUGUUCCGCCUCGGCAGCCGCACGGGCGAGCUCCGCACGGCCCGCAAGCUGGCCGAGGAGGAGAAGGGCCUGUCCUACGACAUCGUGGUGAUCAUCCAGGACAACGGCGAGCCCGCGCUGUCCACCAGCGUGGCCGUCUCGGUGACCGUGGAGGAGACGGACGCCGCCGCCGCCCCCGUGCCGCCCGGCCCGCGCCUCACGCCCUUCUCCCGGCGCACGGGGAUGUCGGACAUCACCCUGUACCUCAUCAUCUCGCUGGCGUGCGUCUCGGGCGUGGCCUGCAUCACCUUCGUGGCGCUGAUGAUCCGCUGCCUGCGGCGCCGGCGCCCCGGGCUGGGCGAUUCCGACUGCUGCUGCUGCCUGGAGCGCCACCGGCCCGGCCGCUACCACCAGAGGCCCGGCAAGGACCUGCACCUGCAGCUCAACUCGGACGGGCCCAUACGCUACAUGGAGGUGGUGGGCGGUCCCAACCAGGACCCCAACACGCGCACCUACAGGCCCUGCUACCCCCCCACCCUGUCCCGCCCCAGUGACUUUGUGUUCGUCAAAACCCCCGUGAUGAGUCACAACAACACGCUGAACAUGACGCUCAGCCGGAAGCACCUUAUGAACUCAGCCGCCGAGCAAAAGCCUCCCAACAACGACUGGCGCUUCACCCAGGGUCCGAGACCUGGACCUAGCGGUCCUCAAAUGCCAUACGCCACACACAUACGAUGGACAACGAAGGAUGGCACAAGGGCUGCUGGAGGACCCGAGGUUGCCAUGGGAACCGGCCCCUGGCCCCAGCCUCCUACCGAGGCCGAACAGCUCCAGGCCCUGAUGGCGGCCGCCAACGAAGUGAGUGAGGCCACUGGCACCCUGGGACCCGGCACCAUGGGACUGAGCACGCGCUACAGCCCCCAGUUCACCCUGCAGCACGUCCCCGACUACCGGCAGAACGUCUACAUCCCGGGCAGCACCGCCACCCUGACCUCCAACCCCCAGCAGCAGCUGAUGCAGCAGCAGCAGCAGCAGCAGCAACAGCAGCAGCAGCAGCAACAGCAGCAGCAGCAGCAGCAGCAGCAGCAGCAGCAGCAGCAGCAGCAGCAGCAGCAGCAGGCGGCUGCCCAGCAAGCCCCACAGCAGGCCCUGCCCCCAUCCCAGGCCUCUGCCCAGGUGGAGCCCCCCAAGGCUGCCCAGACCCCCGCCUCCAAGAAGAAGUCCACCAAGAAGGAGAAGAAGUAGGAAGAUGGAUGGAGGACGAGGGGAAGGCGGCUGGAGGAGGCGAUGCAGUCCCCAGCCUCCUCGACCACUGAUGAUGUUAAAAAAUAAAGAAAAAGGAACAAAAAAAAAACCUUCCCUCACUGCCCCCGCAACCCACCCCUACUCCCCCUCCCAGCCAGGGCAGCUGAUUGCUCUGCUGCCCCCGCCCUCACCCAAACCCGCCCGCUCUCACCCACCAACCGAUUUACAAAUCACGCGGACACCGUUGGGUGGGUUCUUUGUAAAGUGUCUCUGGAAGAGCCUUGAGGAAGUUGAAUGUGCUUGAAGGCUGUCGUAUAUAUUUACUUGUCGGAGAACGGUGUCCCUUUGGCAGCGCUUUCUCCUCGUAUUGCUCGUGUAAUCAUUGAUGGUAAACAAGUCUAUUCUUUUGUGGGGGGGAAGGGGGGAGGGGGUUGUGGGUGUGACAGGUUGCUGUAUUUGAUGUCCAAUUCAAAAGAGCUUGGGGUUCGCUUCCUACGAACAGGCCGGCUGUGAGGAGCCUCACAGCGCCGUCCAGGCUGUACCCAGUGGUGUAUUCAGAGAUGAAGAUUUGUGGCGUGUUUUCAAGUAGGAUUUGUUCCACUCUUUCCCUAGAUGGAAAACAGCCAUCUAUUGUAAAGUACGCUAGAUUGCCACUUGAUUACUCCUACGUAGGCUCUACUAUGUAGGAUUAGGGGGGGACAAAAAUCACAAACACGCAACUCCUAUACUUGCUAUUGUUUGAACAGGUAUUAAUCGCUCUGCUGCAUGCUGUUUUUAGGUUCAAACCACGUGUAUUUUAAAUGGUUGCAAAACUAUGCAUCGCAAAAGCAAGGAGGACGUCUUUAGUCUUAUGUCCCUCCGUCCAAAAAUGCAGGUCAACACGAUGCACACGUAGCAUUUACUUGACAAUAAAUACAGGGGGGGGCGGGGACACACUUUUGUAAGCAUAGUGAAAAAAUAAAAUGAGACUUUGAUCUCAGGCGAUUUCUAUGACUAUCCGAGCAUGUUCCCUUAGGAAGGUUCUGUCAGAGGGCUCUGUGGGCAGGACCUUGGGUCGUUCCUCAGAGCUACCGGAGGAACACUAGCAUUAGCCUACGCUAACAAACAAACCCUCCGUCCCUCAACCUUCCAGACCCGCUUGUAGGCCCCCCCCCUCCCCCACCUCUUGUGGCGGCCACAGUCUUAGAGCCAAACGAUAAGAAACGCACUGUUAGUAUGAUAAACCAUGAGAUGACAUAGGGGUAGUAAUCACUUCAGUCUUUAGGGGAUAAACAACAUGUAGACGUGUUCAGAUGAAGAAAAAAAAAACGACGUUCGUGCUUAGGAGUUUCUAGAACUCUUGCAGGCUGCUAGGGCCUCUACUGAGUACCCCUCUCCCCCCCCUCCCCCCCAACACCCACACGCCUCCCCCACGACUUCCCCUCGACCCUGAAGUGCUGGUAGUAUCUCCUGACACGAGACGACUCUCCUUCGUUUUUCUUUUUAAAAAGAUAAGCUUGAUAGCGUAGAGGUUGUCGUUUAUACCAGAAGACAUGAAGUGGUUCUUUCUCGCCAUAUUGUCUGUCCGCCAAGAGACCACGGCUGGACGCCACUGCAUGACUAGAUGAAGGUGUCGUGGAGAGGGUUGAGCUGUCAGGGGGGAACGCUUUGGGGUAGCAGGAUAAGGGUGAGACUAAGGAGUGAGACUCAAACCUGGUUCUCGCGUGCUGAAAGUAGUACCCCGGUUCAGCCGCUGACCUCCCGCUUGGCUACCUUUAAUGCGCUGAGCCACAUGGAGCUCAGCACAUCGGCCCAUGUUGGAGAGGAGGGUAAACCACUUGAGGAUCAAGCAGCGAGGGGUGGUUCAGUCCUCCUUGGUAAUCCACCCUUACAUCCACAUUGUAAUGCCAAGCUCAGGCGCUCUACCACUUAGUCCAACCCUCUGGUUCUGUGGAGGCUCUUCCCCUCUGUAAAUAAACACACGUCCUGUCGAUGGUAUGAGCCAGUUGUAUAGUAGGGACCACGUCCAGCGUUUUCAAAAUAAGAGUCCCCCCCCAUCCACAAGACGUGGCUUACUACUGGAAUGUGUUGCAUUUUUUUUUUCACAGUAAAAAAAAUAAGUUGAAAACCACAGUAUAAAAAGAAAAAGAUAAAAAGAAUAAAAAUCUGAGAUGUUCUUAAACAGUUUGUGUUGCAAUGUAGUAACUAAGCACCAUGGAAGCCAACUAACUUUUCAGUGUAAAUAAAUGAAUUAAAAUGACGAUAACUUUAGAUGAUAAGUAUACAAAGUGACACGCGUAGACUAGUUAACUCUUGAUAUGUGUUGCGCAUAUUUUUGUGUUCAUUUUCUCUCUAUUAUCUAUUUUAUCACCCUGUAAAGAAAAGAAACCACAAAAAAAUAUAUUGGAAAUGUUUCUAUCCUUCUGUAACCUCUUUAUGUUCUUUUGCUGUGAUUUUAUCUUGUGCAUUUGUGAAAGAAUGCCUCUUUCUGUCCAUAUGAACAAACAACUAUAAAUAUUAUGUGUAAGUCUGUCCGCUGCGGAAUUAAUCCUACUCUAUCCUGCUGUAUUAUCUUUCUUAUAAAUGCUUAGCCCCCACGCUAUACCCCUGUGUUAUUCUCUUAUUUUGAUGCUAAUAUUUAUAUUGCUGUUUUAUUUUCUCUUGAACACUGACAUUUCAAAUAAAAGAUUCAUUUUAAAAGCUAUGUUAAGCCUCUUGAACUCAUUUUAUCUUU